CAAGAAUAGUAUACUUCUAUCGUAAUAUAGUGAGAUGACUAUGGAUAGCUCAUCAUCAAGCAAUCCCAAAAGUCCCAUGUUACCUCCAGCAUCCCGGGACACAAACAAAUGGUGGAUUACUAUUAAUAAGGUAAUAGAUGUUGAAGAAGCCAAGGAUCAAAUACUCUUCUCUUUGCCAAUGAUUGUUGUGACAAGUUGUUUCUACUUCAUCAACCUUGUCUCAGUCAUGUUUGCUGGUCAUCUUGGCAAACUUGAACUUGCUGCCUCAAAUCUUGGUAAUUCAUGGGCUGAGGUCUCUGGUUUGUCUUUCAUGGUUGGCUUAAGUGGUGCACUUGAGACAUUAUGCGGCCAAGGGUAUGGAGCUAAAAUGUACAAAAUGAUGGGGAUACAUCUUCAAAUAUCAUGCAUCAUAUCAUUCUUAUUUUCUACAACAAUUGCUAUUAUCUGGUGGUAUUCUGAUAAGAUUCUCAUUUUAUUUCAUCAAGAUCCUGACAUAGCAAAAGAAGCAGGGGUGUUCUUGAAAUUCCUCAUACCAGGAUUAUUUGCAUAUGGCUUCUUGCAAAAUGUUUUGGCGUUUCUUCAAGCACAAUCAAUUAUAAUGCCUCUGGUUGUGUGUUCAAUUGGAUCUUUAGUUAUACACAUUGGCAUUGCCUAUGGCUUGGUUCAUUGGACAAGUCUUGGUUUUAAAGGAGCACCAUUAGCAGCUUCAAUUUCAAUUUGGAUUUCGAUCCUCAUGUUGGGUGUAUACGUGUUUUUCUCAAAGAGAUUCAGUCAAAUCUGGAGGGAUGGUCUCUUGUUCGUGUCGUUUCAUGAUAUCCUCAUAAACUUGAAGUUGGCUUUGCCCUCUGCUGCCAUGAUAUGUUUGGAGUACUGGUCUCUUGAGCUUCUUGUGUUAUUUGCUGGUUUGAUGCCAAACUCAGAAACAACUACUUCCCUAAUUGCAAUCAGUGUUAAUACUGAAGCCAUUGCCUACAUGGUGUCAUAUGGUCUGAGUGCAGCUGCAAGCACCAGGGUGGCAAAUGAGUUAGGAGCUGGAAAUCCUGACAAAGCUAAACAUGCUAUGGUUGUGACUCUCAAGCUAUCUGUUCUUCUUGUUCUUAUAGUUGAUUCGGCUCUAUUUUUUGGUCAUAAUGCUUGGGCUGGCCUCUUCACUGAUAGCCCAGAAAUAAUAAAAAAGUUUGCCACCAUGACACCUCUUCUCUUGAUCUCCUUUGUAUUCGAUCUCUUUCAAGGAAUUUUAUCAGGGGUGGCUAGGGGAUGUGGAUGGCAGCAUUUGGCUAUGUGCAUCAACUUGGCUACAUUAUAUUUCAUUGGCAUGCCAAUAGCUGGCCUUCUUGCUUUCAAGUUCAACCUACAUGCUCAGGGUUUAUGGAUGGGCUUGAUAUGUGGUCUAGCUUGCCAAGCUUCUGGCUUAUUGCUAUUGACAUUGUUGAUCAGAUGGGAAAAAGUGGAAGCCUCAACAAAGUGCAAUAGAGAAAAUGAACUUCAAGCUUAAGCAUGAGUUAAUGAGAAUCACUUGCUUAUUGGCCAUUGGUGGGCUUGUUGCCAUUAUUGAUUGUGGGCGUAUUAUGUGCGGCCCAAUAAGGUUAGGUCAAAGAAAAAAGGGAAAUUUAUGUGGUGUAGAGAACAUAUAAGAGGUAUUUAUAUUUAGUAACUAAACUUUACUUUAAUUACAUCUUGUAGCUAAAUAUUGUAUUUCAAUUACACAAGGUAACUAAUACAGCAACAUACAGUUCCUUUCCCUGCAUCAAAAUUCAAAACCCAUAA
Messenger RNA from Lycium barbarum (goji berry), 1767 nucleotides. Its product is annotated as protein DETOXIFICATION 18-like. Bases 35 to 1495 code for a protein of 486 amino acids. Gene Ontology annotation, biological process: xenobiotic detoxification by transmembrane export across the plasma membrane. The transcript is spliced from 7 exons. Gene Ontology annotation, cellular component: membrane. Gene Ontology annotation, molecular function: antiporter activity; xenobiotic transmembrane transporter activity. The record is from RefSeq and is a predicted model, not a curated record. NCBI's taxonomy places the organism in Eukaryota, Viridiplantae, Streptophyta, Magnoliopsida, Solanales, Solanaceae.